This is a messenger RNA of Cercocebus atys (sooty mangabey), 3199 nucleotides long. It is a transcript of the gene CYP3A166, whose product is annotated as cytochrome P450 3A7. The transcript is spliced from 11 exons. Gene Ontology annotation, molecular function: iron ion binding; heme binding; oxidoreductase activity, acting on paired donors, with incorporation or reduction of molecular oxygen, reduced flavin or flavoprotein as one donor, and incorporation of one atom of oxygen. Bases 1492 to 2739 code for a protein of 415 amino acids. NCBI's taxonomy places the organism in Eukaryota, Metazoa, Chordata, Mammalia, Primates, Cercopithecidae. Gene Ontology annotation, biological process: oxidative demethylation; steroid metabolic process. The record is from RefSeq and is a predicted model, not a curated record.
UCUAGAAACUUCCAUUGGAUAGACUUGUUUCUAUAAUGAGUUUACCCCACUGCACAGAGGACAGUCUCAGCCCAGAGCCUCUUGGGAUGAAACUCUUGCCAACCUAACUACAAACAGAGAGGCUCUCUGAAAGAAGAGGAUAUGUAUUUGGGAGUAGAGUAUUAGAAUGGGAAUCUGUGUGCCAUUAUAAGCUAUGUGCAAAUUCAGGGAGGGAAAGGAAGACAAAGAUGUUCCAAGAAAAUAUGAGGAGGACUUCACAUGGGUUUUGAAAUAGUUCUCCUUCACUACAAAGAUCAGUAACAAGGGUGAUGCCACACCAAGUUUGGACAGGCAGUUGCUUGGCAGGUGUCCUUGCAGAAAUAUUUUUGUGUAAAGUUGGGAUGGGCUUUUUGCAAGCUUGUGGUUUUGCAAAGUCUUUUGUGAUAGUUUUGUUAUCAGGCACACAAGCAUGAGAAUCCACUCUUUAUAGCCUUCUGUGAUUUGUCAGGGUUUUUAAUCACACACAUAGGCACACAGACACACUGACACACACAUACACGUGCCACAAUUUUGGUUCUCACAACGUUCACACUCACUAUUGUAAAACUCUUUGAGGCUUGUCCUACCAAGGAUCCCGUAUGUCAUCAGGUGUUGAGGUCUUUGGUCUAAACUAGGCUGGGAGCAUUGUGGUUACCACUUGUCUCCAGGCUUUGGUGGCCCAGGGACUCCCAGCAUCAUGUUCUGUCCAGUGUCUCCCUAUUCCCCCCUUCUUUUUUUCUUCCCUUGGUGCCUUUUAUCUCAUGCAUUGUCUCAGAUGCUUCUAAUAUGUGCUCAUAAAUGCAGGGCAUCGUCUUCUUCCCACAUCGAUUCACUUUCAGUUAAAAGCCAAAACUCUUUCAUUUAAACUUGGGAUUUAACAUGCUUUUGAAAGAAGGGUUGAGAGAUAUAGAGAAACAGAUUGGGAAACCAUUUAUGCUCUGCUGUUUCUUUUUUUUAACUUUCUGUGUAAGUGUAGAAUUUUUCAUUCUGUUUUAUUAUUAACUUUAAGCCAAGACUUUUUAAUAGAAGGAUAUACAAAUAUAUCUUUGUCUAUACCUUUCUGCUGAAUUUGAAGAAAUGGUGAAUAUUCUUAAACCACUGUGUUCCCUGGUGGGCUGAUGGACUGUGAUUGUAUAAGGUGGCCUCAGCCAACUGCAGCAGCUGUUCCCUGUCAGAGGGGCAAGCAGUUUGGCAAGAGUGGUGGAAGAGGUGUAAUCGUGUGUUCGUUCACAAGAUGCAACAGGGAGAAGGUUUUGCCCUCUUUGUACUUCAUCUUGUCUCAUCAAGUCCUCAGAAACCACAGUGCUGCCUGAAGGGUGCUGUGGAGCUGGCACAGCCCAUACACACAACACGACUGAGCAGAAAGAACAUACAGCUCUGGAUAUCCAUGGGCCCCAGAGAAUCUGCCCUUGAAACAUUUAGUCCUUUUUUUAUGACUGUCGACAGCCUGUGCUGGCUAUCACAGAUCCCAACAUGAUCAAAACAGUGCUAGUGAAAGAAUGUUAUUCUGUCUUCACAAACCGGAGGCCUUUAGGUCCAGUGGGAUUUAUGAAAAGUGCCAUCACUGUAGCUAAGGAUGAAGAAUGGAAGAGAAUACGAUCAUUGCUCUCUCCAACUUUCACCAGUGGAAAACUCAAAGAGAUGGUCCCUAUCAUUGCCCAGUAUGGAGACGUGCUGGUGAGAAAUCUGAGGCGGGAAGCAGAGACAGGCAAGCCUGUCACCUUGAAGGACGUCUUUGGGGCCUACAGCAUGGAUGUGAUCACUAGCACAUCAUUUGGAGUGAACGUCGACUCUCUCAACAAUCCACAAGACCCCUUUGUGGAAAACACCAAGAAGCUUUUAAGAUUCAAUUCAUUAGAUCCUUUCUUUCUCUCAAUAAAAAUCUUUCCAUUCCUUACCCCAAUUUUUGAAGCAUUAAAUAUCACUGUGUUUCCAAGAAAAGUUACAAGUUUUCUAAGAAAAUCUGUAAAGAGGAUAAAAGAAGGUCGCCUCAAAGAGACACAAAAGCGCCGAGUGGAUUUCCUUCAGCUGAUGAUUGACUCUCAGAAUUCGAAAGACACUGAGUCCCACAAAGCUCUGUCUGAUCUGGAGCUCAUGGCCCAAUCAAUUAUGUUUAUUUUUGCUGGCUAUGAAACCACGAGCAGUGUUCUCUCCUUCAUUAUAUAUGAGCUGGCCACUCACCCUGAUGUCCAGCAGAAACUGCAGAAGGAAAUUGAUACAGUUUUACCCAAUAAGGCACCACCCACCUAUGACACUGUGCUACAGAUGGAGUAUCUCGACAUGGUGGUGAAUGAAACGCUCAGAUUAUUCCCAGUUGCUAUGAGACUUGAGAGGGUCUGCAAAAAAGAUGUUGAAAUCAAUGGGAUGUUCAUUCCCAAAGGGGUGGUGGUGAUGAUUCCAAGCUAUGUUCUUCAUCAUGACCCAAAGUACUGGACAGAGCCUGAGAAGUUCCUCCCUGAAAGGUUCAGUAAGAAGAACAAGGACAACAUAGAUCCUUACAUAUACACGCCCUUUGGAAAUGGACCGAGAAACUGCAUUGGCAUGAGGUUUGCUCUCAUGAACAUGAAACUUGCUCUAAUCAGAGUCCUUCAGAACUUCUCCUUCAAACCCUGUAAAGAAACACAGAUCCCCCUGAAAUUGAGCUUUGGAGGACUUCUUAAAACAGAAAAACCCAUUGUUCUAACGGCUGAGUCAAGGGAUGGGACCGUAAGUGGAGCCUGAUUUCCCUAAGGACUUCUGCUUUGCUCUUCAAGAAAGCUGUGCCCCAGAACCCCAGAGACCUCAAAUUACUUUGUGAAUAGAACCCUGAAAUGAAGAUGGGCUUCAUCCAAUGUACUGCAUAAAUAACCAGGGAUUCUCUAUAUGUAUUGUGCUCUCUCAUGGUCUGUAUAGAGUGUUAUACUUGGUAAUAUAAAGGAGAUGACCAAAUCAAUGCUGGGGAAGUAGAUUUAGCUUCUCUGCUUCUCAUAGGACUAUCUCCACCACCCCCAGUUAGCACCAUUAACUCCUCCUGAGCUCUGAUAACAGAAUAAACAUUUCUCAAUAAUUUCAUCCACAAUCAUUAAUGAAAAUAAGAAUUAUUUUGAUGGCUCUAACAGUGGCAUUUAUAUCACAUGUUAUAUCUGGAGUAUUCUAUAGUAAGUUUUAUAUUAAGCUAAUCAAUAAAAACCUCUUUACAAGA